AUGACUCAAUGGCAUAGUUAAGAAAGCAGGGAAGUGUGUUUAAUUCAUUUCAAUAAAAUGCAAGAGAUGUGCCAAUAGUCUUCAGCCCAUGAAUGCCACCUAACUAUAAUUUAGCCUAACAUGAUAUUGAGAACCUUAAGUAAUAAAAGUAUGCAAUUAUGCAUCAACAGUAGCAAUGAGAAUGACUCAAUGCUUCAAUAUUGCCAACUCUUUCAACACACAAUUUGGAGAUCAACUUUAAGUCACCUAAGCAGAGAUAGCUAGAGCAACUUGGAUGAGGAAAUUGAGAACAUUGGCAAAAAUGGCAACUCAAGAAAUGAGAAUAUAAAUGCUAAUGAAGCGAAUACUAACUUUAUUAUGAGAUUAAGAGAUUAAAGCUAGUUGCUAAGGAGGAAAGUACCCAUGAAUCAUAUAAGAGCAGAGAGAAUGGCUAACUUCACAUUAAGAGAAAAGAUCAACAAUCUAGAUCAAAAUCAAGAUUUCUCUUAGGUAAAUGAGCCAGAUACAUUAAGGUCAUACCAAAAUGAUAGGAUACAACUUCCUUAGAUUGGAAAUCGACGUAAGAUAAAGUAGAAACCUAUAAUGCAGAACAAUAUAUCUAAACUAUCCAACUCAAGAUCAUCUAGUCUGGAAAUCAAGAAGCAUAUUAAAAGAGAAUUCGCCCAAAGGCAAGUCCAACCUGUAUAUACCAAGAAUAACAUAAACACUCAAAGAAGAAACGAUUCUAAUUUGAAUCCUAUACCAACUAAUAGAUCAUUCAAACUUCACUUAUGA
Messenger RNA from Stylonychia lemnae, 774 nucleotides. NCBI's taxonomy places the organism in Eukaryota, Ciliophora, Spirotrichea, Sporadotrichida, Oxytrichidae. The record is from the annotation of a GenBank genome assembly.